Messenger RNA from Ipomoea nil (Japanese morning glory), 1913 nucleotides. RefSeq lists its product as uncharacterized. Bases 209 to 1726 code for a protein of 505 amino acids. The record is from RefSeq and is a predicted model, not a curated record. The transcript has 3 exons. Lineage: Eukaryota; Viridiplantae; Streptophyta; Magnoliopsida; Solanales; Convolvulaceae.
UAUUCUUUAGCCAUCUUCUCUUCCUUUUCCUUGGCCAAAGUUUCUGUCUUUAAGGGUUUUCUUUAAUUUUCCUGUUCUGGAAAUGUUUUGCAGCCAUUUUUUUAUAUAUAUAUGGGGGUUUUCUUUGGUAAAAUGCAUCUCAAAUCAACCCAGAAUAUCAGUCUUGAAUCCCAAGUUCCUCCAUUUAUCAAAGGCAUAAGCUAAUAACAUGGUGCGCAAGAAUCAGGACGAGAAGAAACUAAAACUUAACCAACCAAUUCUGUCAGUAAGACGAUCAUCGGGGAAAGAUGACAAGAGAAAGAUUGAUGAUUCUUCCCUCCAUACUGUUCCUCAGCCUGUUCUUUACAGAUCAGAAUCCAAGCUGGAUCCCGUGAGGAGCCCAGGAGUUGUGCCGUUCGUCUGGGAAGAGAGCCCGGGAAAGCCAAAGGAUAGAGUAAAACCGCAAAAUAAUAAUACCACGGGGAGGGUUCGUGUUGUUCCAAGGCUUCCCCAUGGGAGAGUGGCUAAAACUAACUAUCAAUGCUUUGAUAAUAGUGAGGAGGAGUGUGAGAUAUCUGAGGCAGAGAAUGAUGAUGAAGGGUAUGCAGAGAGUUCGAAAUCUAAGGUGUUGUUUGUAGAUUGUAAAGCGGGGAGUUUUAAGGGCUCGGAUGAAGAACCAGACAGAACAAGUUCAGAAACUCGGGAUUUCGUGAUUGGUCUGUUUCUGCCAGCAACUAAGACAAUGGCUUCAGAAACACCUCUAUAUGUUCCCGGGAAGCCAAGAACGAGAAAGAAUGUGGCCAAGGCUGAUAGGCGGCCUCGGUUGCAGCUAGAGCCGAGUGGUGGAUGGCAUUGUUACCAAUCUCACGAUUGUGAAGACGACGAGCACAAACAUGAAACCUUAUUCCCUGCUAAAGCCUGUGGAGUAGUCCCUCGAUUAUGUGUGAGAAGCUCGAUCUUCAUCCUGAAUCCUGUGCCUGCAAUGACUGUAAAAACUCGGGUGCACACCUCUCCCGGGAGCAGGCAGAGAUACUCGUUUGCUCGUUCAUGCACCGGACUAAACGAUGAGAUUAUCCUUUCACAGCGACCAACUUCUGGUUUAACAAAGCAGAAAUCACAACGUUAUGCCCAUAGCGAACCGCCUCAAACACAUGAAAUAAAAGCUGUUCUUCCCACACAAGGAUUCGGGGCUAAUCCCAGGCUCGAUGCAUUGAGGGUAUGCAAAAAAUUCAGCAGAAAACUUCAGGAGUUACUGGCCGAUCACAGUGGCUCAACGCGAGAAGAUUCAUCUCCAGUUCUGGGAUUUGAUUCUCCUGUGACAAAGAUGAAACCACAACAAAAACCCAUCCUGGAUUUUUCUUUCAGAGACAAAACAAAGCCUUUUGUUCAAGAAACUGUGAACUUUGAUAUGUUAACUUCUGGGUAUGAAUCAGGAAGGAAUCCAGUGAAGGAUUAUUAUGGAGAAGCUGAUAAGCGUUACGAGCUCACAAUCACCUCUCUCGAUUCUUCUGACAGUGAAGAAGAAGAUGAAAGGUCCAUAAAGCAGGAAGCUUUAACAAGAAAGUUAAAACAGUCACAGGGAAUGAUGCAUUUGGAGGUUCCAGCAUCUCCACCUUUGCCCAAAUCUCCAUCAGAUUCAUGGCUUUUCCGGACCUUGCCUUCAUUGUCCACUAAAACUUCACCUUUAAGGCCAUACCUGUCAGAAAAUCCAAGUUCUGUGGUGCAAUCUGGGGAUCCCCAUUGUUAAACAUUUACAAUGUUGUUGGAACAAACAGUACAUGCAUUUCUCUUACAAUGAACAAAUAAGUGUUAUAUAUGCGCCAAGAAUGAUGAUGCUGAAGCAGUAUGUUGGAUGGCUGAAUAGAAACUGAUAUGGAAGGAGACAAUUCAGGAUGAAAGUUCUUCUUCAAUAACCAACAACUUCUUUUUCUUUU